Molecule: messenger RNA, 1459 nt
Organism: Dioscorea cayenensis subsp. rotundata (Guinea yam)
Lineage: Eukaryota; Viridiplantae; Streptophyta; Magnoliopsida; Dioscoreales; Dioscoreaceae
Product: probable indole-3-pyruvate monooxygenase YUCCA10
Exons: 4
Coding region: 85-1230 (381 amino acids)
Molecular function (GO): NADP binding; monooxygenase activity; flavin adenine dinucleotide binding
Source: RefSeq, a predicted model, not a curated record
CUUCAUCUAUAAAUCCACUACCACUACCACUACCACUACCACUACCACCCUCAACAACGUAUGUAGAGCUAGCAUACACAUACCAUGGAGGCGACGACGGUGGUGAUAGUUGGAGCCGGUUCUGCAGGCUUAGCAACGGCGGCUUGUCUCACAACCCACUCCAUCCCCUACAUACUCUUGGAGCGCGACCACUGCCUCGCCUCGCUGUGGCGCAAUCGCGCUUACGAUCGCGUCACGCUCCACCUAGCCAAGCAAUACUGCCAGCUCCCCCACGCCCCUUACCCGGCAUCAACCCCAACCUUCAUGCCUAAGCGGCAUUUCAUCGAAUACCUUGAGGGCUAUGCCGCCAAGUUCCGGAUCCAGCCUAGAUUUGGGAUUGAGGUGGAAUCGGCGUGGUUUGAGGAAGGGGAAGGGAAGUGGAGAGUGAUGGCGAGGAAGGGAAAGGAAGGGGAGGUGGUGGUGGAGUUGAAGGCGAGGUUCAUGGUGGUGGCGAGUGGGGAGAACGAUGAGGCGGUGGUGCCGGAGAUUGAGGGUUUGGAUGGGUUUGUUGGGGAUUUGGUUCACUCGAACCGGUACCGGUCCGGUUCGGUUUAUAAAGGGAAAUCGGUUCUGGUUGUCGGUGCUGGUAACUCUGGGAUGGAGAUUGCUUUUGAUCUUUACUCUUUUGGGGCUUUUCCUUCCAUUGUUGUCAGAAGCCCGGUGCAUGUCGUGUCAAAAGAGAUAUGGUUGGUUGGGAUGUUACUAUUAAAGUAUUUAUCCAUCACUUGGGUGGACAUUGUGGUCUUGUUGCUUUGCUAUUUUAAGUUUGGGAGCACAUCAAAGUAUGGUCUUUGUAGGCCAAGUAAGGGACCAUUCUAUUCUAUUGCAAAUACUCAAGGCUUUUUCCCAAUGAUGGACACCGGCACUUUCGCUAAGAUCAAAUCCGGAGAAAUUCAGGUCUUACCAUCUAUAGCAAGCAUAAAAGGGAACUCGGUAACAUUUGUGAAUGGAAAAAUACAUCAUUUUGAUGCCAUAAUUUUUGCAACUGGCUACCGAAGUGCAGUGAAAAAAUGGCUCAAGGAUGAUGAUCUUAUUGGUGAUGAUGGAAUGACAAAGGAAAAGUUCCCAAAUCAAUGGAAAGGGAAAAAUGGACUUUAUUGUGCAGGGCUUGGGAGAAGAGGGCUUUAUGGAGGUGGAGUAGAUGCACUCAAGAUAGCUCAAGAUAUCAAUACUAUUCUACUUAAAGAAUAAUGGUCCCCAUAUGUGCUAUUUUGUGUAAAAUUUAUAUGGGAGGAAAUAUAUAUAUAUAUAUAUUUAUAUAUAUAUGAGGAUGAGUAAUCUAGGGACGUUCACAGUAGCUGUUAGAUGGUAAUCCGACGGCUACGAUCAUCAUGAACAGUAUGAAAACACGUUCUAUUUGUGAACAGUAAAAAAAUGUAUAAUACAUAUAUAAACAAACGACCGUUGGAUAAUGAUUCAA